CUGUGUUUGUCUUUCCGCCCGGACUUUUCAAUUGACGGACUGCAUGUUCUUCUCAUGCCCGUCAAAUCAAAUCGUCCUUUAGCUACCUAGUCCAUGGAAGUUAAACAUACACAUUUUACAUUUAUUUAUAUUGCAAAAUGACAUCUAGAGGCACACCGAGUCGCUUCCUACAAAGUGUUCUGCAAAACGGGGUGGGUCGGUAUGUUUGUCAACUGAAGCGCAUUUCCCUCAUCUUCUCCAAGAAUGGACAGAGCUCUCUGGGAGCCAGGGAAUUCAUCGAAGAAGGAGUGGUGGAUUUUGCCCAAAAGAACCCUGGAACCGUUGUCUACGUAUCUCCUCAGUCCUGCAGGAUCCCUAAAAUUGUUGCAGAAUACUUAAACGGCAAUGUGAAGGAGGAAGCCAUCACAAGCAAGACGUCUCAACAGAUCGCAGAGUUAAUAACCAAACUGACCAACCAGUCUGGCCUGGAUAUCAUCCGUAUCCGCAAGCCAAUUCACACAGACAGCCCCAGCAUCCAGGGCCAAUGGCAUCCCUUCACCAACCGACCCCUGUCCAUUGGACCAAUCGGACCCCAGAAACAGCAGGCCAACUAAAGACUGUGAAAUCUCAUAAUACUGGCAAUAUUUUUGUCUGUUAUCGUCACCCUCAUCAGUGGUAGAACGACUACAAGUCAGGUGUCCACUCUCCACGGAACUGUCCAGAGCAACUCCAUGGCAGACAAGCCAUUGUGUUAAUGACACACCUGAAUCACCAGAUAUGUUAUAGCAUAUCUGCCCUUUUCGUUUGAAUGAAUUUUGCACAGUUAUCAGAGGCUUGUCAACUGGUAUCAGUGGCGUGCAUACAGAACAGUUUGUGUGUCCAAACCAGUAUUUCAAACUGCUCACUGCAGCUGUGUUUUCCGAAUAGAAUAAAGUGGUCAAUGUUUUUGACUCAGAA
Salmo salar (Atlantic salmon) is the source of this 936-nucleotide messenger RNA. RefSeq names its product mitochondrial ribosomal protein L43 (gene mrpl43). Gene Ontology annotation, biological process: mitochondrial translation. NCBI's taxonomy places the organism in Eukaryota, Metazoa, Chordata, Actinopteri, Salmoniformes, Salmonidae. The record is from RefSeq and is a predicted model, not a curated record. Gene Ontology annotation, cellular component: mitochondrial large ribosomal subunit. Gene Ontology annotation, molecular function: structural constituent of ribosome.